UGUGGUUCACGCUAAGUUUCAACAGCCACCCGGUUACACUUCUUGUCUUCUUCGUCGCGAUCUGUAGUAGGAACACUCAAUACAGCAGCUCAUUGUGGACACCUCGAGCAUGGCGGACGAUGUGUUUACUCCACAUAUGGAAGCGGUCUCCAAUCUUUUGUGGGCUGUAACUUCUGCUGUGGGAGCUGGACUUUGCUUCUUCGUGCUUCUUGUCAUCGCUGCAGUAUGGUCGUAUCCCUUAACGCGCUCACAUCUGGAUCGUGUGAGUUUCCGAAUAGUGACAAUCGCGCUUGUCGCAAAUAUGAUCUUUGGGAUUGCAAGCGCUGUAGGAGGAACGAUGACGCACGGUGGUUUCCUCUGUGGCUUCUCAAUUUUUGUCCUGCAGUUGACUCUACAAAUCUCGAGCUUCCUACUGUUCUGCAUCGCUCUUAAUCUUCAACUUGUUGUCGUUCAUGGCUUCAAUGGACAGAGUAUGGAGAAAUAUUACAUCAUUUUUUCCCUCGUUUUCGCUUCUGUACUUGCAAUCCCUCCUUAUGCAGCUAACCAAUACGGAUGGGAUCCUUUGGAACAAGAUUGUUGGUAUAAAAAUGAUAACCGAAGUCAACGAUUGGCAUGGCAGAUAUCGACUCAGAUGGCCUGGACGGCAAUAACAUCUAUAGGUGAAAUCAUAGCAUCAACUUCCGUCAUGGUGUUCAUGCUGAAGCAUCACGUACGCACUCGGCGUGUCUUUGUUUCCACACAAUCGAUCUCCCGAAAUUCGUCCAAUUCACCACAGGUCAUCCAUGCUAACAGUUAUAAACGGAUCAUUUUGCGCAUCGCUCUUUACCCGCUGGCGUCGUGUUUCGUCAAUUUGCUAAGCAUAUUCACCGCACUUCAUUCGACGGUAGCAGGUGGUAUUCAUAACCAAACCGAUUAUCAUAUUCUUCUGUUGAGCGAUUUCCUGUACGGCGGUCGCGCAAUCGUUUAUGCGCUUCUUGCGGCUUCAGAUCCUGCCUUGGUUCGCGGUGUCAAGGCUCUUUACCGAAUUAUUCGUGGUACACAUGCCUCCGAUACUGAUGUUGGUAAACAUUACCCCACCAUGGACGAUCAAAGCCAAUCGAACGGCCUAGUCGUUCAUAUAGAGCUCACGACGGUACAUGAUUCCUUUGGACACGAGUUGGAGGAAGAAAGAACGCCCAAACAGACUGAGAUGGGUUUGCCAGGCAUACCUGAGGACAAGCGAAUCAAUGAACCACAGCCUGUGAAUUCUGCUAGAGCUUCCCUGGAGCUUAGGAGACGAACCUCAAGAAAUCUCACAGGUUUGGACAUACGGCGGCGCGAGGAAGCACUUCGAGAGGAGGAGGUCGCGUUUAACAAACAAAUUUAAUCGCACAUACGUACAGUAUGUACAGUAUGUAGGUCUGAUGUAUAUGUACGUUUGUUCCUAAUAUUUAUGUCGGUACUAUUGGUUAGGUUAGGG
This is a messenger RNA of Lentinula edodes (shiitake mushroom), 1459 nucleotides long. RefSeq lists its product as uncharacterized. The transcript is spliced from 12 exons. Gene Ontology annotation, biological process: adenylate cyclase-activating G protein-coupled receptor signaling pathway. NCBI's taxonomy places the organism in Eukaryota, Fungi, Basidiomycota, Agaricomycetes, Agaricales, Omphalotaceae. Bases 110 to 1366 code for a protein of 418 amino acids. The record is from RefSeq and is a predicted model, not a curated record. Gene Ontology annotation, molecular function: G protein-coupled receptor activity. Gene Ontology annotation, cellular component: plasma membrane.